AUGAAGCAGACUGCAGAAUCUCUCCAGGUGAAUGUGAGCAGACAGAGCACAUCACAGUUGCCUGCAGAGAUUAUCCAGUCGGACUCGGGUCUGCGGUGGGUACGUGUUCCGGUCGAGGAAGUCAAUGGGCAGCAGAUGGUUAACACAGAUCUGGAUAAAGGACAGGCCUCAACCCCCCCCCACCCCAAAAGGUCCACGAUGGGCCUCCUGGAGGGCCAUAUUGUAGUGUUUGUUGACGGUGCAGCGGAGGAUGAGAUAAGCGCGCAGCGUGAGAAUGCCGUGGCGGGGCUGCAGAUGUGCGCGGGGCCUGGGUACGAGCGCGGGGUCACGGCGGAGGGAUGUGUGCGCCCGGGCCGGACAGUGGCUAAAAACAAUUGGGAUAUGCGUGAGCUGAAGUGA
Messenger RNA from Knipowitschia caucasica, 399 nucleotides. The record is from the annotation of a GenBank genome assembly. Lineage: Eukaryota; Metazoa; Chordata; Actinopteri; Gobiiformes; Gobiidae.